Molecule: messenger RNA, 6727 nt
Organism: Cygnus olor (mute swan)
Lineage: Eukaryota; Metazoa; Chordata; Aves; Anseriformes; Anatidae
Product: ankyrin repeat and fibronectin type-III domain-containing protein 1-like
Exons: 24
Coding region: 1949-5791 (1280 amino acids)
Biological process (GO): signal transduction; establishment of mitotic spindle orientation; regulation of establishment of bipolar cell polarity
Cellular component (GO): spindle
Molecular function (GO): protein binding
Source: RefSeq, a predicted model, not a curated record
GCCGGGGGGUGUUGGGGGCCGCGGUGCCCGCGUAGGGCGUCUGAGGUGUCCUCGCCUCGGAGGGCUGGAUCCCCAGGGUGGGAUGUCCGGGGUUCCCCGUCGCCCCGUAACUGCAGGCUUUCGUGGAGAGAAAGCCGGGGGGCUCUCGGUGCGCCCGCAGCGCUUGUGGAGCCAGGACUGUAAGCCCCUCGCGAAGCGUUAUUUUUAUAUCAGUAAAAGCGUGGAACUGAUCUCGCAGUGCGUUCUAGGCUGCCACCAGCAUCGUCGCAGCCUGCUUCCAGAAGCCGUUUGUGCAUCUGGGGCGUGCAAAGAACGGAUUUCUGCAAACUUCGCAACAGAACCGGAGCAUUAUGUCAUCCUCUCACCAGCCUGUGUCUCGCAGGUAGGCCCGAGUUCACAACACCCAACGGUUCUGCUUUCCGAGGCCAAGCAGUGCCCAGCCUGCUCCUCCACGGGCCAGCGGGCCCCGCAGCGCUACCCGAAAUGCCGGGCAGGGCACGCAGGAACCGCGCAGGUCAGCGGCUGCAGUGCUGCGAGCCCGCCCGGCAGCGGCAGGGCCCCUGCAGGCCUUCUGGAUGGAUCACCUCUUCGGACACAAAGCGCUUGGAAUCGCCAGGUGUGCUAUAAUUUGCAUUUUGGUGCAAACAACGAGUCCCUAAGGUGUUUUUGGCCAAAUAGGUUGUUUCAUCUCAACUCCAAGUGCGCAAAGCAUCUUCUGACUCCCAUCUUUAGGCAGAAUUGUUGCCACGGUUUUCUCCCAAGGAGGUUUAAAAGCCAGUCGCAGCUGUGGUGCCAGGGCGGGACAGCUGCCGAGGUGCGGUUCUGCUCCUGCACAGCACAGGGCCGGUCUCUGCUGCAGCCACGUGCUACAGGAGAAGUGAGGCAAAGAUCUUGUUAGGCACCUGCAUGCUGUUGACAUUUAAGCAAUUAAAAACAGCUGAAAAGAAGAUCAGUCUGCUGUACUGUAGGAAAGUCACAGGAGGCUUGAUCUGAUGUCACUAGCUUCUGCAUCACGUCUCCGUGGUUUGGAAAUGCUGAAAAAGGAAGGCCCCCACCACCAAGUUUCACUCAGCAUUUGAGAUGAACCAGGCACGCGACCCCUCCAGAACCUCUGGCUUUGUGCAGGCGGCGGGAUGCCUACCGAGGCUAAGAAAGCUGCAAUGUUGGGAAGAAGGAUGGAAAGGACGCUUCCCCUGGGAAGGACAGGUGGCCAUUUCAUGCCACCAGUGCUAGAGCCUGUCCCUGGCCUGGAGUCGGAGCAAGGCUGGGCGAGCACCGCUGCCACCAGGAAAUCAGAGGGGCGGCGUGUCAGGAGGGUGAGGCCGGAGCUGCCCCUUCCAACAGCAGCGAGCACAGCGUUUGUUAAGCUGUGGAGCGAAACUGUGCUGCAAGAGUUGGGGUGAGGUGAUAAUUAGCAGGUGGAGAGCAGAAACUUUCUGACAGGGAUCAAAGCACUCUGCUAAUACUUGAGGCUCAAGACCUGCCCAUGACAGAGCAGCCUUGCUGCUGUAAGAGUGCUCCUGUCCUGUGUGAGCAGCGCCUCUCCUGCUCUGUCUGCACCUCUGCCACCAGCUCCUGCUGCCUUUUGUUGAGCCUUGCAACAGGGCAGCUGCUGGGCAAACUGAGUCGGACCUUCUCUUGCGGAUGUGGAGCCUUUCCUGUGGCUCAUCUGGCAAAAUCCAAGAACUCAUCCGGGGACAUCAUCACCUCUGGGUGCCUGGUGCUCGUGCCACGCAGCAGCCUCGGCCGUGGCAAAGGACGGCUCAGCCUCGUGGUGCGGCCGCGGUGACGCCGGGAGAGCUGCCCACGUUUGCAGGCCUGCGGGCGGUCUCUGGACAGAAAGCUGCAGAGACCGCUCCUGGGGAAGUCCCGAACGCUGCCCAGCAUCCCGCAGUCCCCGGUCCUGAGCAGGCUUCCCCUCCUUGACUCCACAGCAUAUAGGGAAGAGAUGCCGGAGCAGAAGUCCUACAAGAAGCACUCGGCCUCUGAUGGCCAGAAGGGCUGCACGGUCCCAUCUGCUGGGGAGGCCUGGCGGCUGGAGGACGACUGCAUGGACCCUCCCGGGGAUGCCCAGCUGCAGCCGCGGCUCCGCACGGCGGUGGAGGAUGCCCCGUUCAGCCACUUCCGCACCCGCUCCUUCUACAUGCGGAAGAGCCUGUCGGUCGACAACCACCUGGGGUCCCUGGGCUACGCCGUCCACCCGGCGGAGACGAAAGCCGAGCGCGUCAGGACCAAGCUGCGGCGGCAAUUCAGCCUGGGGUCAGCAGACAAGAAGGACUUUUACCAGCCAAAGUCGGAAAGCAGCCUCUCUAGGUUUGCCCACCGCUUGUCAGUUAAGCAGAAGCAGGAGAAGAGAAGGAAAGCUGAGUAUGCCUCGGCCGAGCUGUCUGCCUUCCGGCCCAGGUCUCUGAGCAUUGAAUGGUCAUCCUCUCCCAAAAUGACGCAGCAGAUGCGGGACCUGCAGCUGGCACAGGCCAGGAAGCCGCCGGGCCCUUCCUCGCCGAACGCGGCCAAAAGGCUCUACCGAAACCUCUCGGGGAAGUUCCGAGUCAACUACACGUCCUUUGAUGAGGGCAGCCUGGCAGGACGGGGCGAGAAGGAGAAGCUCCGCAAGUCCUACCUGUUCCAGAGCAAUGCUGCGCUCUUCGAGGCCGUGGAGCUGCAGGACCUGGACCGGGUGCAGGAGCUGCUGAAGCAGUACAGCCCCGAGGAGCUGGACCUCAACACCCCCAACAGCGAGGGGCUGCUGCCCCUGGACAUCGCCAUCAUGACCAACAACGCUCCCAUCGCCAGGGCCCUGCUGCAGGCAGGAGCAAAGGAGAGCCCGCACUUUGUCAGCCUGGAGAGCCGCUCGCUGCACCUCUCCACGCUGCUGCGGGAAGCGGAGCAGCGCGUCAACGAGCUGACGGCGCAGGUGGUGAACGAGGCACCCAACGCCGACUGCUCCGAGAAGGAGAAGCAGCUCAAGGCCUGGGAGUGGCGAUACCGGCUGUACAAGCGCAUGAAGGCAGGCUUUGAGCAUGCCCGAGUGCCGGACCCCCCCAGCAAUGUGCACCUCUCAGUGGCCAGCAGCUCCUCGGUGCAGGUGACCUUCUGGGAGCCCCUGAGUGUCAACUCGGCCGUUGUCACCAAAUACAAGGUGGAGUGGAGCUGCUCCCCCACCUUCUCACCGCUGCUGGGGGAGGCCGUGGUGGACAAGCUGAAGAGCCUGCACUUCACCAUCCGGGGGCUGGCGUCGGGCACAGCUUACUACGUCCAGGUGUCUGCCUACAACAUGAAAGGCUGGGGUCCCCCCCAAGCCUCAGUGCCCCCCUUCGCCAUCCCUUCCAACUGGAGGGAGUACGACGGCCGGGCCCCGCGGCGCAGGGGCCAGGCUGAAGCUCUGGACCACCUGCUGGGCCAGGUGAAGACCGCCCACCAGCACUGCGUGUGCCACGAGCCCUGCAAGAACCAGCCCCAGAGCAGGAAGCACUCGGUCUCCAAGAGCCUCAAACACCUCUUCCACGCUGGCAGCAAGUUCCUCAAGACACUGAAGCGGGGCCUCUACCUGACAGCCAUCUUCUACAAGGACGACAACAUCCUGGUGACCCACGAAGACCAGAUCCCAGUGGUGGAGAUCGAUGACACCUACUCGUGCCUGCUCAUGCAGGAUUUCCUUUGGUUCACCAAGGUGUCGUGCAUGUGGGACGAGAUCCUGUGGCUGCGGCAGUGCGUCACCGUCUCCCAGUCGUCCUGCUCCUGCAUCCUGCAGACGCGCUUCAAGAUGCUGCUGGCCAUCUCGCAAAUGCAGGGGCUGCUGGGCAUCCAGGACCUGGGGCAGGUCUUCUUUGAGCCCAUCAAAGACAAGCAGGGCAACAUCCUCAUCGUCACCCUGAAGGAGGUGAAGACCAACCAGACCUUCGAGAGUGUCCGCUGGGUUCCCAUCUGCAAGCUGCAGACAAGCCGCAAGUCCGUGUCGUCCCCGGAGGAGCCCACUGCCCUGGACACGCUGCUCAUCUCCGUGCAGGACAAGCUGGCUUACCACCAGCGGAGCAGCCAUGCCCUUUCCCCGGGCCUCUACCUGGGCUACCUGAAGCUCUGCAGCGCCGUGGACCAGAUCCGGGUGCUGGUGCCGGAGCAGCUCCCCAACAUCUUGUGCCACGUGAAGAUCCGCUCCAACCCCAACAUCUCCAGGGAGGAGUGGGAAUGGCUGCAGAAGAUGGCCAGCAUGGAGGAGCCCGUUUCUGCGGAGCCAGAGGCUGAGACAUCCCAAAACCACUUGUUCCAGGAGCUCCAGGCGGCCAUCAAGGAGCUGAUGACCCUGGUCAACAUCCCAUUGCAAGAGGCCAAAGAUUUCCGUCUAUACAGCCAAGAGGUGCUGGACUUUGGGGGCCAGGUCUCCUUCCUGCUGCUGCUGCCUCCCUCAGAUGAUGUCUGCACGGCGCCAGGCCAGAACAACCCCUACACCCCUCAGUCUGGCUUCCUCACGCUGCCGCUGCAGAUCUUUGAGCUGGUGCACUUCUUCACAUACGACCGGGAGUUCAUCAUGCAGUACUGCCAGGUGUCUGCCCUCCUGGAGCUGGAGUCGCUCCUCUCGCAGCAGAGCCUCAGGGAAGCCUUCUCUGACGCCGAGCUCUCCACGGCGAAGCAGAGGCACCAGCAGGUGCAGGACUACAUCCAGCAAAUGGAGGAGAUAUGGCGUGAGAUGCGCUGGAUUAUGGAUGCCCUGCAGCACGCCCGGUACAAGCAGCCUUCCUGUGGGGUGUCCCUCAGCGGGUUCCUCAGCACCUCGAGUAGUGCCAUGAAGGAGAAGACCCAAUCCUCCUCGUCCCACCUCGACUUCCUUCCCUCCCCAGCACCCUCACCAGAGACCAGCCGUAAGCUCAACUCCGACCUGCACGGGCUGUCGGACGAGGAGGGCUCCUCUGAGGUGUUCCUGGCCACCGACAGUGACUACGACUCCAGCAGGGCGCAGAGCCCAAAGGAGCUCGACCUGGUGUCCUCCUCCUCGGGGACGGAGUGCUGUAGCAGGAGGGCGACCCGCAGCCUGCGGGACAGCGCCCCGGACGUCCUGCAGAGCCACGAGCUCCAGCCGGUGCCGUUGCCCCUGCCGGAGCCCCGGCCGCCCCCCGAGCUCUACGACAGCGACUUUGUCCUGCCCAGCCGGCAGAUCGAGCUGCUGCGCAUCACGGAGAAGCGGCAGGCGUACUGCGUCCGAACCAGCAGCUUGGACUUCCCCAAGCCGCUCUGCCCGGUGGCCAGGAAGUCCUGCCCCGGCUCUGUUGACAGCUCCCCGACGGAGAGCAGGACCCCCGGCGGCCACGGCAGCCAGCUCAGGCUGGGGACUGGCUCUGCACCCAGCCCCGAGCGCAGCCGGACGCGCUCGGCUGAGUGGACUCCGAGCUUCCAGGAGCCACUGGAGCAGCCCGGGUGCUUGGCCGACCGUGGGAAGAAGCCGGGCUCUGUCACCUUGCGGGUCUGCCCUCAGUACGAAACCGGACUCUCCAAAGAGACCAGUGUCAAGCUGCACAUCACCAGCCAGACGUCGGCCGGGGAGGUGGUGAAGCUGGUGGUGCUGGAGAUGAACGACGUCUCCCGCGGCGUGCUGGGUGGCUCGGCCGCCUUCUGCUACGGCGAGGAGCAGCUGGAGCACUUCGGACUGGUGUUCGCCUCCGAGGAGAGCGAGCGGUGGCUGCCCGAUGACUUCCUGCCCCUGUCCCUGCACACCGCCCGGCCCGAGGGGCGCUUCUACGUCCGCAUCAAGGAGACGUCCCCCCUGGUGCUGCAGUUCGGGCCCGCCACCACCGUAUGAGAGGAGCGGCGGUGGCGCAGGGCCUUGGCCCUGCAGCAGACAGCGCGUCUCUGAUGCUUCCUUCUUCCACAGACACCCUCUCAUCAGGCGUCCGCGGGGUGGAAUGGGAUCAUACCGGGCUGUGUGUUACUUGUUUGUGUUGGGGUUUUUUGUUUUUUUUUUGUUGUUUUAUUUUUUUAACCAAAGAGACGUCGAGACUCAGUUUUUCUGACUGCAGAAGAUGAGGGUGGAGCGCGGAGACCUCAGAGCUUGGGAGGAAUCCUUGCAGGAAUGGAAUUUUUGAAAGCAAACAUUUUUAAGGGGAAAGGGUGGGGGGAGAGAGAGGAAAAAUAUUACGCGAAGAAACAGCAAUACUCAUUUUUUUUUUUUCUUUCUUUUUCUGAAAAUCCUUGUCUGGGAUUUAGUGAAGGAAGAGCCACAGAGGAUUGCUGGCUAGAGUCGCGGUAUCGAUGAGGAGAGGGCAUGAUGCACAAGGACAGCACUGAGAAGGGUGUUCCCUAUCCGUCCUCGUUUCACUGUACCUGGAGAAACAGUUCUUGCACAUAGUUCUCAGAACAGAAUGUGUUUUGGUUUUGUUUUGUUUUGUUUUCUGAAAAAAAAAAUGUGCUAGAGACACUGGAGUUGUAUAGGAGGUGAAGACCCUUUUAUUUGUUUUAGAGGCAAAAGGAAGCAACGCCAACAGCCCCCCACUCACAUGCACGUGUACGCAGCUGUGCUGACACCACCACUAGAGGUUUGCUAUAGGGCAUCUGCUGCAGCACACCCAGCACCACCUUGGGAUUCCCUUUCCUCCUCGGUUGCUGUUUUGUUCUGGUGAUUGUGAGUGGCCUCUCUUGUAUGUCCUACAGCAUGACACUUUGUUAGCAACUAGGUCUCUUGUUCACAAGGUUAUUUUUCUGAUCUCCUGUGGUCCAUAGUAAAGAUGACUGCUGCUGA